GUGUUUAUUAGAUGGGGUCAGUGACCCCCAUUUGAGAGGUGGAAAGAGUGAGGAGAAGAAGAAGAGGCAAAUAAAGAAUAGAAAGAAAUGCUGAAGUGUACAAUGUAUCAGACAGGAAUAUGAGGAAUAAACAACUGCAGCACAUGAAGUCCAACGAGUAAAUGGAGAAGGCCAGUGAGUGACGUCAGACGUUACGCAAUCAUACAGCUGUAGGGCAGGGACUUCCGGGAGACUUGAAAGCUGCGACUCACGGGAGAACCAACAUAGUGGUAACCGCCUCCCACAUUUUGAAUGACAGGAGCAAACAGCCAAUAGCGUAGGCUGUCAACAAAUGUUCAGAGGCGUCUUGGUCUCCAUGGAGACCGCGGAUUCCACCUCUCCCGGAAGGGAUUGCUCAGUAGCCAAUCGGAGGAGGAGAUGGUACCAAGAGCGGAUAUCCGGCUGUUGUGUGUUUGUCUGGCUGCCGGCACGUGAAUCCGGAUGUUGAAGGGAAGCGAGUAGAGAAAUAAAAGAGAGGUAUAAAGAGGUUUCGCUUCCGCACGAUCAUGUACGCCGUGUACCGACAAGCGCACCCGCCCACCGGCCUGGAGUUCUCCAUGUCCUGCAACUUCUUCAACAACUCCGAGCGGAACCUGGUGGUGGCGGGAACCUCGCAGCUCUACGUGUAUCGGCUCAACCCGAGCUCUGAGAGCUCGUCCAAAGGGGAGUCCGUGUCAGAGGUGAAGGGUCACAAGGAGAAGCUGGAGCUCAUGGCCUCCUUCUCCUUCUUCGGUAACAUCAUGUCUAUGGCCAGUGUCCAGUUGGCUGGAGCCAAGAGAGACGCCCUGUUACUGAGCUUCAAGGAGGCCAAGCUCUCAGUAGUGGAGUACGACCCCGGGACCCAUGAUCUCAAGACUCUGUCCUUACAUUACUUUGAGGAGCCAGAACUGCGGGACGGAUUUGUGCAGAACGUUCACAUCCCUAAAGUGCGUGUGGACCCCAGUGGGCGCUGCGCUGUCAUGUUGAUCUAUGGCACCCAGCUGGUUGUUCUGCCCUUUCGGAGGGAUACCCUGGCAGAGGAGCACGAGGGACUGGUGGGAGAAGGGCAGAAGUCCAGUUUCUUGCCCAGUUAUAUCAUCGACGUGAGGGAACUGGAUGAGAAGCUGCUGAAUAUCAUUGAUAUGCAAUUCCUCCAUGGCUACUAUGAGCCCACCCUCCUCAUCCUGUUUGAGCCCAAUCAGACCUGGCCUGGCCGAGUUGCCGUGCGACAGGACACCUGCAGCAUUGUAGCGAUUUCUCUGAACAUCAUGCAGAAAGUGCACCCCAUCAUUUGGUCCCUCAACAGCCUCCCCUAUGACUGCACCCAGGCACUGGCUGUACCCAAACCCGUUGGUGGGGUGGUGAUAUUUGCUGUGAACUCCCUUCUGUACCUGAAUCAGAGUGUCCCCCCAUACGGUGUGUCGCUGAACAGCCUGACCAAUGGAACCACUUCCUUCCCUCUCAAGCCGCAGGAGGAGGUGCGCAUCACGCUCGAUUGCUCCCAGGCCACAUUCAUCUCCUAUGACAAGAUGGUGAUUUCCCUGAAGGGAGGAGAGAUUUAUGUUGUGACUCUCAUCACAGACGGUAUGCGCAGUGUCCGAUCAUUUCACUUUGACAAGGCGGCCGCCAGUGUCCUCACCACUUCUAUGACACCGAUGGAGCCCGGCUAUUUAUUCCUGGGCUCACGACUGGGCAACUCUCUUCUCCUGCGCUACACUGAGAAGGCUCACGAUUCACCUGCCGGGCCCAGUAAAGAUCCAGACAAACCGGAUGAGCCCCCUAAUAAGAAGAAGCGAGUUGAUUCCUCUCUGGCCCUUCCCGGCAGUAAAGGGAACACCGUGGAUGAAGUUGAUGAGAUUGAAGUGUACGGCAGUGAGAUGCAGUCUGGGACACAACUCUCCACUUAUUCCUUUGAGGUGUGUGACAGUAUCCUGAAUAUCGGGCCCUGUGCUAUGGCUUCAAUGGGUGAGCCAGCCUUCCUGUCUGAAGAGUUCCAGGAGAGCCCAGAGCCAGACUUGGAAAUAGUAUUGUGUUCUGGAUAUGGGAAGAACGGUGCCCUGUCUGUUCUGCAGAAAAGUAUCCGCCCUCAGGUGGUGACGACCUUUGAACUCCCUGGAUGCCACGACAUGUGGACAGUGAUCUCCAGUCAGAAGAAAGAAGAGCAGGAAGGGGAGAAAGAAGGAGAAACACCCUCUGUGGAGGCAGAAGAGGACACCAACCGUCAUGGCUUCCUUAUCCUGAGCCGAGAUGAUUCUACCAUGAUUCUGCAGACGGGGCAGGAAAUUAUGGAACUGGACACCAGUGGAUUUGCCACUCAGGACCCCACGGUGUAUGCUGGGAACAUUGGAGACAAUAAAUACAUCGUACAGGUGUCCCCCCGGGGAAUCCGCCUGCUGGAAGGAGUGACCAACCUGCACUUUAUCCCGGUGGAUCUGGGCUCCCCCAUAGUGCACUGCGCCGUGGCUGAUCCCUACGUGGUGAUUCUCAGCGCUGAAGGACAAGUCUCCAUGUUUGUGCUGAAGAGUGCCGAUCCUUACGGGAAAACUCACCGUCUCGUCCCACAGAAGCCCACCCUCCAUUACCAAUCCAAAGUCAUCGCUCUGUGUGUGUAUCGGGACGUGAGUGGGAUGUUCACUACGGAGACCAGAUCCGCCCACUAUAAGGACGACCCCACGGGCCACAAUAUGGCGGAGGGGGAGGGACUUAUCCAGGAAAUGAGUCACUCUGUGGAUGAUGAGGAUGAAAUGUUAUAUGGGGAUUCCGGACUCCUAUCCAGCCCCAAGAAGGAGGAGUCCCAGAAGAGUAACCCGCCCACAACAGAGAAAGACUCCUCCCAAUACAGGGUGGAGCCUUCUCACUGGACUGUGCUGGUGAGAGAGAAUGGGACGAUGGAGAUUUACCAACUCCCUGACUGGCGGCUGGUUUUCCUGGUGAAGAAUUUCCCGGUGGGACAGCGGGUGCUGGUGGACAGUUCGUUUGGGCAGCCGAGUGCCGCGGGGGAGGGGCGCAAGGAGGAGGUCACACGACAGGGGGAGUUGCCUUUAGUGAAAGAAGUUCUUCUUGUUGGACUGGGGAACCGGCACAGUCGCCCCUACCUGCUGGUGCUGGUGGAUUGUGAGCUUCUCGUAUACGAGGCGUUUUCUCAUGAAUCCCAAGGGAAUCUCAAAGUUCGCUUUAAGAAGGUCCCUCACAAUAUCAAUUUCCGAGAGAAGAAACCCCGACAGUCUAAGAAGAAAUGUGAGGGUUCCAGCGAGGAGGUUCCCUCCAGGGGCCGGGUGGCCAGGUUCCGUUAUUUCCAGGAUAUUUUCGGCUACUCGGGGGUGUUUAUUUGUGGCCCUUCCCCUCACUGGCUCCUGGUUACCUCCCGAGGGGCCCUGCGCUUGCACCCCAUGACUAUUGAUGGUUUCAUCGAGUCCUUCGCCCCCUUCCACAAUGUCAACUGCCCCAAAGGCUUCUUGUACUUCAACCGACAGGGGGAGCUGAGGAUCUGUGUGCUGCCGGCUAAUCUUUCCUAUGACGCCCCGUGGCCAGUGAGGAAGAUCCCACUACGAUGCACCGCUCAUUAUGUCUCGUACCAUGUGGAGUCCAAGGUGUACGCAGUGGCCACGAGUGUGCACGAGGUUUGUACGCGGGUCCCACGGAUGACUGGAGAGGAGAAGGAGUUUGAAACAUUAGAGAGAGACGAUCGCUACAUGCCACCUGUGCAGGAAUCCUUCUCAAUUCAGCUGAUUUCCCCACUGAGAUGGGAAACGAUCCCAAACGUCAGGAUCGACCUGGAGGAGUGGGAACAUGUGACCUGCAUGAAAACCGUGAACCUGAAAAGUGAGGAGACCGUGUCUGGCCUAAAGGGGUACAUUUCCGUGGGGACGUGCCUGAUGCAGGGGGAGGAGGUGACCUGUAGAGGAAGGAUUCUCAUUAUGGACAUCAUUGAAGUGGUUCCGGAGCCGGGGCAGCCGCUCACAAAGAACAAGUUCAAGGUUCUGUAUGAAAAGGAGCAGAAGGGACCGGUCACAGCCCUGUGUCACUGCAAUGGCUACUUGGUCACUGCAAUAGGCCAGAAGAUCUUCCUGUGGAGUCUGAAGGACAAUGAUCUGACGGGCAUGGCCUUCAUAGACACCCAGUUGUACAUCCACCAGAUGAUCAGUGUGAAGAACUUCAUCCUGGCAGCGGAUCUAAUGAAGAGCAUCUCGUUACUGCAGUACCAGGAGGAGAGCAAGACUCUGUCCCUCGUUAGCAGGGACGUGAAGUCGCUGGAAGUUUACAGUGUGGAGUUUCUUGUGGAUAAUAAUCAGCUGGGCUUUCUGGUUUCAGAUCGGGACAGAAACAUUAUCUUGUACAUGUACCUCCCUGCAGCUAAGGAGAGUUUUGGGGGGCAGCGGCUCCUGCGUCGAGCAGACUUUCACGCCGGCUCCAACAUCAACACGUUCUGGAGGAGCCCCUGCCACGGAGCCAGUGAGGGGCCGAGCCGUAAAACAGUCACGUGGGACAAUAAGCAGAUCACAUGGUUUGCCACACUGGAUGGAGGGGUGGGGCUUCUGCUGCCAAUGCAAGAAAAGACUUACCGGCGCCUCCUAAUGUUACAGAACGCGCUAACGCUGUUACCCCACCAUGCCGGACUCAACCCGCGGGCAUUCAGGAUGUUGCAGUCGGGCCGGCGCAUGUUGCAGAACCCAGUGAGGAAUGUUCUGGAUGGAGAGCUGCUCAAUCGCUAUUUGUACCUGAGCAACAUGGAGCGCAGUGACCUGGCCAAGAAGAUUGGGACCAGCACAGACAUUAUCCUGGAUGAUUUAUUGGAGAUUGAUCGGGUGACGUCACUCUUUUGAGCCCCCCAUGUUCCUCCUCCCCCCAAACAUCUGUUCCCCCUCCCCCAUUGUAUCUUUGUACAGUUUGUGUUUUUUAUGAUAAAAAUGAAACUUCACAAACAA
Messenger RNA from Xenopus laevis (African clawed frog), 4943 nucleotides. RefSeq names its product cleavage and polyadenylation specific factor 1 L homeolog (gene cpsf1.L). The transcript is spliced from 36 exons. The coding region runs from base 546 to 4841 and encodes 1431 amino acids. The record is from RefSeq and is a predicted model, not a curated record. NCBI's taxonomy places the organism in Eukaryota, Metazoa, Chordata, Amphibia, Anura, Pipidae.